Messenger RNA from Truncatella angustata, 1203 nucleotides. RefSeq lists its product as uncharacterized. Gene Ontology annotation, molecular function: oxidoreductase activity; iron ion binding. Gene Ontology annotation, biological process: lipid biosynthetic process. The record is from RefSeq and is a predicted model, not a curated record. Lineage: Eukaryota; Fungi; Ascomycota; Sordariomycetes; Amphisphaeriales; Sporocadaceae. The coding region runs from base 179 to 1090 and encodes 303 amino acids. The transcript has 2 exons.
CGCUCAGGGCGAGUUAUUUGGCCAUGGCGACAGUGCAAUUUCUGCUGGAUGUAUAUAAAAGUAGCCUCCAGCCGUAUAUUGAUGUCUUGAUGACCCUUACAUCUACCUAGCCUUCAAUUGCUGUCAGCCUGCUUCGUAUGAGCCAAUACUCAACACAGAACCUGCCGGUGUCUGCAAAAUGGACGUUGUCUUGGAAGUCUUUGACUCACUUGUGCUGGAUCAACUUUAUGCAAAGUGCAUUCCCUCGGGCACCAUAGAAAACGGUGCUUUCUCCCAAUUGAACAACACGUCCAUAGUCCUCGACAAUGCCCGAACAGAUCAAACGAGUGCAUGGCAGCGAGACAACAUCUGGAGACAGACCCUGACUUUAUACAUGCUGACAUGGAUCUUCGGCACCGUCCUAUACCUAAUCUGUGCCACCUUAUCUUACGUCUUCAUCUUCGACAAGGCGACAUUAAAGCACCCGAAGGUCCUCAAGAACCAAGUCUCAUUAGAGAUAAAGCAUGCUCUAGCAUCCACUCCAUACAUUGCUCUUCUCACAACUCCGUUAUUUCUGCUGGAAGUUCGAGGCUAUUCCAAGCUGUAUGCUACGAUGGCAGACGGUCCGGGUCUCUGGUAUGACAUCGCCCAGUUCCCGUUGGUCAUACUAUUCACGGACUUCGGCAUAUACUGGAUCCAUCGGUUCAUGCACCACCCCCGUGUGUACAAGUACAUUCAUAAGCCACAUCACAAAUGGGUCGUACCAACCCCGUAUGCCUCCGUCGCUUUUCACCCGGUCGAUGGAUUUCUCCAGUCAUUUCCAUACCAUCUGUACCCGUUUCUCUUUCCGCUGCACCGAUAUACAUAUCUGGGCCUUUUUUUCUUCGUGCAGAUAUGGACCGUGGUCAUCCACGACGGGGAAUAUGUCUCCAAGAACGAGAUAAUCAACGGUGCUGCCUGCCAUACAAUGCAUCAUCUAUACUUCAACUACAACUACGGUCAAUUCACAACCUUGUGGGACCGAAUCGGUGGUUCAUAUAGACGGCCAGAUGAAGAGCUUCUAGCCCUUGGCUUGGCGCAUGCGGGGAUGAACAAGGACAAGAACGAAUAAGGAUGUUACUAUAUUUGUAGAAUAGACAACAUAAUGCGGAAGGAAGCACCCUGACAAUGAGAUAUUGUCUGCACCUGACCAGUAAGCUUUCAUAAUUAGAGAAUAGAAUCGGU